UUGCCAUAGACAAAACACGGCGUAAACAAAAGAUGGCGACGCCCACUCACCCGCUUGUGACCAUUUAACUUUUAUUCUACAAAUAUCGUUCUAAUCUAGAUUUCCUAGGACCAAUCGUAAGCAAUUUGUGUUAUUUCCGUUAUUUUAAUUGUUGAGACAAUUAUCAGUGACAUGAAAUAGCUACGCUUCCCGUCUCCUUUCUGAAUGGGUAACACGGAACUGCUUGAUCUUGUCUGUUUAGUCCCGUGCCAUUUAGAACUGCGUAGUGUUUAGAUGAAACCCUUGAUUGGCCGUCGCGUCGCUGCUGUUUAGCGUACGACUACGAAGUGUGACUUUUUGCAGAGAGGAAUAAGGGAACAAACAUGGUGUAUGCUUUCAUCAUCCACACGCUACCUCCUGAUACAUGUCGGGUGCUGUUUUCUUGCACAUUCGGACUGGAAGAUGCCGGGGUUGACGACCAUCGAAUCGAGAACGAGGGCGAUGUCACAGAAAUGAGAACACUUCGGAAAGAACAGAUGGCACUAGUGGCGCGUCAAGUUCAAUCAGAAUUCUCCUUCCAGAAAGCAGUGUCGGAGCGAGUAACCUACAGUGAUGGCUUAAGCAGUGGUCAGGAGGACUGGAUGCGAGAUGCAGAGCUGGGGAUGUUCCGACUAGCAGCCGGCGAUCCCUUUAAGACAGAGAAAAUCGCCGUCUGGUUAGGAGCGGGAAAGACAGGAUUUAUCCUUGUUUGUGAGACACAUGAAAAUCGUCUGCAGGUGGAAAAUCAAUUGCGUUUGUUGGUGAAGAAUUUGCAGGAGCAUGUGAAGGCAGUACGUCAACCAAUUGAAGUGCUUGAGAAGGGGGACCGUGUUAUGGCAGUUCUUCAUCAUUUCUUGCCGUCUGGACGCAUUAUAUUCAUGAACCAUGCUUUAAUCAAACAAACUGAGAAGGAACUUGAUAUUGCAUUACGGAUGAAAUGAAGAAGUAUCCCUUCUGUAAUUUUUUUUUCUUUUUCAUUCCCCCCCCCCCCCCCCUCUUUUUUAUUAUAAAAUUUCAUGUAUAAUAAGAGUAUGAUUUUUUACUUUGAUACAAGGUAUCUCUGCAUAUGCCAUUUGUUGUCUUUUUACUGUACAUUUUUUACUUGCAUGUUAUUUAAAGUAAAACUAAAGUGUUUGCAAGUCAUGCAUUGUAAAAGCUUGGAUGUUUUGAGUUCAUUCAUUUCAUUUACAGUCAAUGUUUUGUUCAUUUGGUUUACAAAUAAUACAAUAUUGUAAUGUUAAAUAUCCAGUCAUAAUCAAUUGUGUGAUAACUGACAGUAUAAAGUCCAAUGGAAUUGUCUCUUUUACAUUCAUGAAUUUUCAAAUAUAUAUAUAAUUAUAUAGAUGUCUAGCUUAGCUACAUAGUUUAUCAAACAUGUUAAGCGUGUAUGAGGGCUGUAAAGAGUACAGCACAUGUAGUGUAAACGUAAUUCUCUUAACCACAGGGUUUGAACACACUGUUCUUUUAUUGUUACAUAUGGAAUUCAUUAUGCAAUGACCUGGUAGAGAUUAUGCCAAUAAAAAAAUGUGUAUGUUUGUUUUACCGCUUUAGGUUCUACAGUAUGGGCAAAAUCUAAAUCAUGUGCAGGUACAUAUAGACGUGGCAGUCUCAUCCUGAAAUAUAUGUACAAUGUUAAGUCUAUCAGAAUAGGCCUAAUUGUAUUCUCAUAGAAGAUGAUUAUGUGAUAUUAUCUUAAUUCGCCUUUCACCUUAGCCACAUGCAGUUGCCAUCGAUAGAUAUAAUGAGGUAGAUUUAAUUAUUAUUAUGGUUACAUGUUUUUUCAUCAAUAUUGAAUACAUGUUGUUGUACAUGUGUUCUACUCAUGUUACAUGAAUAAAGGGUGAUAUACUUUUAGAAUUUGUCACCACAGAUUGUUAUCUUGCUUUCCA
Molecule: messenger RNA, 1907 nt
Organism: Strongylocentrotus purpuratus (purple sea urchin)
Lineage: Eukaryota; Metazoa; Echinodermata; Echinoidea; Camarodonta; Strongylocentrotidae
Product: AP-5 complex subunit sigma-1
Exons: 1
Coding region: 363-959 (198 amino acids)
Biological process (GO): endosomal transport; double-strand break repair via homologous recombination
Cellular component (GO): lysosome; AP-type membrane coat adaptor complex; cytosol
Source: RefSeq, a predicted model, not a curated record